Molecule: messenger RNA, 861 nt
Organism: Peronospora farinosa
Lineage: Eukaryota; Oomycota; Peronosporomycetes; Peronosporales; Peronosporaceae
Source: the annotation of a GenBank genome assembly
AUGGCGGAAGAAUGGGAAGCUUCCGAUGAAGAAAAGUUGCAGAUUGCGCAGCGAUUUUUGCUAGCGAGUCCUCCCGGACAAGUUCAUGAGGUGCUACGAGAUGUGGCAAAGCUAAUACCGGCACAUGUGCUUCCAGAUGCUGCGCUACGAGGCGCUUUGCAUGCUUACAACGUCAAGAACUGUCUGCCGGUAGAUGUACCGGAUGCGGAUUACAAGAUUUUGAUCUGUGAGGAAGGCCAAGUCGAUGCUGCUCAUUAUAUUGAUCCUAUCGGGAACUGUGUGCUGGGUUUUGACCACAUUAAACAGCAAAUUGUGGCGGAAGAUAUUGCUGAGAUACCAGAAUCAAGGAUCACAGACUUUGAGAAAGAACGAAAAGAAGUGCAAAAAUCCUUACAAUCGUACUUGCAAUUUGAGUAUAUGCAUGGAGGAAUUGCUGGGGUGUACGUGGUUGGUACGAAGCUGGUGGUAAAUUUGUGCACGGAACGGGUCAAUCUACGCAAUUUUUGGGGAGGACGCUGGAAGUCGCGGUGGGAGGUAGACUUGACGGCUAAUCCGUCUAUAGUUAUGGGGACCAUUGAGCUGCAUGUGCACUAUUUUGAAAACGGGAACUUGCAGUUGCAGAGCAUCAAGGAUGUUAAAGAGGAGAUUACGGUGCAGCGUCCUGGUGGUCUGGGUGACGCUAUCCUGGGUGUCAUGAAAGAAGCAGAGGACAAUUUGCAGAUGAAUCUUGAAGAUAUGUACAUCAACAUGUCCGAGGAGACUUUCAAGGAGAUGCGUCGUGUCAUGCCUGUGACCCAGACGAAGAUGGAAUGGAGUCUGCACGCGCAUCGCACGGCCAAGGACCUUGGACGCAGCAAGUAG